UCGGCCGGAAGUUAACUGGGGGAAGAUGGUCGCCCGAAGGUCUCGCGCCGCCCGGGCAGGAAAAGAAGCGCAGGCUGAACCUGCCGCCUUUUCCUCGGCAGUGGAGGAGGAGGAGGAGGAGGAAAGUGACGAGGCUCCCGAGGAAGUGACCUUCGAAAAUGCCCGGGUCGCUGCCGAGGAGGCCCGUCGGUUGGCGGGGGAACGCGCACGCAGAGAAAAGACCCUCUUGAAAGAAAAAAGGCGACUCAAAGAAGAACUGUUUAAGGAACAAAAGAAAAGAAAACUGCUUCCUGAAAAUGUGUUGGAGUUGCUGGCAUCAUCAGCACAAAACAGCAAAAACCAGCCAUUUGACACACCUGAGCAAGAUCAAAAUAUUGAAAAUGACCUUGAAAGUGAAUGUGGAGAUACAGCAGAGGAUGGUGAAAAAGACAUAUUGGCAACCAAGCUUCAAGAGAGCUAUAUGGCCAUGCGGUUAAAAGAUCAGGAUUUAACCAACAGGCAGCAGCAAGAAGCCAAAGCGUUCAUACAGAGACACCUCUAUGGAGCAGGCUGCAACAGAACCACUGCAAACGAAUAUUUUUCUGUCAAAAACAAAAAAAGCACAGUUAAAAAAGCUGCAGUGCAAUUUGUGAGCAAGUCUUGGGGUAAAAAGAAAAAACAAAAGGCUAAGCAGUUUAAACAGCGCUGGGUGUCAUCAACCUUGAUAGCUUGACUGCAUUUUUAUAACCAACUUGUUAAGGGAUUUAUUUUAUAUUGUGAAACACUGUGUUCAGUGGUGUUCUUUAAAGAGUUUUGUAUUUGGUAUUGUUGCAUUCUAGCGUUAAAGGUAGUGAACAUUGUAUGUGCUGUUUCCUAGAUAGUGCUUGCUUCUUUGCAGGCAUGUGCACCAAUUAAAUUGUGUUCUAGCUCUUA
Messenger RNA from Varanus komodoensis (Komodo dragon), 912 nucleotides. RefSeq names its product nucleolar protein 7 (gene NOL7). The transcript is spliced from 8 exons. NCBI's taxonomy places the organism in Eukaryota, Metazoa, Chordata, Lepidosauria, Squamata, Varanidae. Gene Ontology annotation, cellular component: nucleus. Gene Ontology annotation, molecular function: RNA binding. The coding region runs from base 26 to 712 and encodes 228 amino acids. The record is from RefSeq and is a predicted model, not a curated record.